AUGGAUGCAGGUCAGGGGCGUCCUACAUCAAACGAGAAAGAACAUUAUAGAGAUGAAAAUGUAGAAACUGGGGGAGCAGCAUCCUCUGCACAGCAAGGAGAGAGCAGAAUGAUGGUGACAACGUCAACCCUGGCGGGUGAAAAUCCUGCCAUAGUGCAUGAACCUGGAACAGAUGGUAGGCCUCCAAUAUACAGGAGACUCUACAAUACGCACAGAUUGGUUCUAACAUUUCCGAGUAUUAUUCAGUUGAUGCUCUUGAUUUAGAAGAGGAAUUGGAAGGAGUUGAUAUAAUGGAUGGCAGUGGCCAGCCGGAGAUCUUGGUUAUGUCGGUUAAACAUCUCCAGCCAUUGUGGCUGGACUUUGAACUUUUUAACUUUCCCUACUACUGUAUAUACGAAGAUAAGAUAAUAUAG
Molecule: messenger RNA, 413 nt
Organism: Paramuricea clavata
Lineage: Eukaryota; Metazoa; Cnidaria; Anthozoa; Malacalcyonacea; Plexauridae
Source: the annotation of a GenBank genome assembly